AUGGCGAGUAGUAGUAACAGAAUGAGCGUGCUCCUUUUUCUGGCUAUGGCGGCGGUGAUGACGACGACGGUGCAUGGGCAGGGAACUCGGGUCGGGUUCUACUCGACCACCUGCCCGAGCGUCGAGACCACGGUCCGGUCCGCGGUUCAGUCCCGGUUCGGCUCCGACCCCACAGUCCUGGCCGGGCUGCUCAGGAUGCACUUCCACGACUGCUUCGUCCAGGGCUGCGACGGCUCCGUCCUCAUCUCCGGCGCCGGCACCGAGAGGACGGCCAUCCCCAACCUGUCCCUCAACGGGUUCACCGUCAUCGACGACGCCAAGGCGCAGCUCGAGGCGGCUUGCCCCGGCGUCGUCUCCUGCGCUGACAUCCUCGCGCUCGCUGCUCGAGACGCCGUCGUUUUGGCGAAUGGGCCGACUUGGGCUGUGCCGACGGGACGGAGGGACGGGAUAGUCUCGCGGGCGCAAGAUGCGUUGGAUAACUUGCCGGGACCUUCCGACUCCGUUGAAUCCCAGAUCCAGAAGUUCACCGACCGGAAUCUCAACGUUCAGGAUCUUGUUACUCUCACCGGAGGACACACCCUAGGAACAGCAUCGUGCGCGACCUUCAACGACCGGCUGUUCAACUACCAGGGCACCGGCGGCCCGGACCCGUCGAUCGCCGCCGACUUCCUGCCCACCCUCCGGUCGGCCUGCCCGCAGAACAACAACGGCGCGGCGCGCGUGGCGAUGGACACGGGAAGCCAGAACGAGUUCGACACGUCCUACUACACCAACAUCAGGAACGGGCGGGGAGUCCUGGAGUCGGACCAGCGGCUGUGGACCGACAACCGGACCGGGCCCUUCGUGGGCCGCUUCUUGGGCCUCGGUGGGGGCCCGAAUCUGAACUUCAACACCGAGUUCGGCCAGGCCAUGGUCAGGAUGGGCAAUGUUGGCGUCAGGACGGGGACGGACGGCGAGAUCCGCCGUGUCUGCUCCGCCGUCAAUUAG
Molecule: messenger RNA, 987 nt
Organism: Linum trigynum
Lineage: Eukaryota; Viridiplantae; Streptophyta; Magnoliopsida; Malpighiales; Linaceae
Source: the annotation of a GenBank genome assembly